AUGCCCCCACACGCACCACACUUCGGUGGGCUGUGGGAGACUGCAGUUAGGUUUGCCAAGAGACACCUUCUGCGAACAAUUGAACGCCUCACUUACGAGGAGUUCAACACCAUGCUGGUUCGUGUCGAGGCGUGCAUGAACUCUAGACCGCUGCAUCUUCUGUCGUCGGAUCCACGAGACCUCGAUCCCCUGACUCCAGGACACUUCCUCACGGGAGAUCCUAUCACUGAUAUAAUCCAUCCUGAUGUCACGGACGUCAAGAUUAGUCGCCUGUCCAGACCUGUCCUGCUGCAGGCGAUACAACAGCACUUUUGGAGGCGAUGGGAGCGCGACUACCUGCACUAG
Messenger RNA from Apis florea (little honeybee), 345 nucleotides. RefSeq lists its product as uncharacterized. Gene Ontology annotation, molecular function: nucleic acid binding. The record is from RefSeq and is a predicted model, not a curated record. Lineage: Eukaryota; Metazoa; Arthropoda; Insecta; Hymenoptera; Apidae.